UUUGGCUUCCAUGAGUCCUUGCUGAUUCUGCUCACACCCCAUGGCUGAUGCCCCAGGCAGUCUGGGACAUAUAUAAAAGUGCAGAAGACUUCACAGCCUCUAUCCAGAUUCCUGCUCUUGAUUCCUCUGUUCAAGUCGGACUCUGUGCCUGCCUGAAAGAUGUCCUGCUCCAGCCUGUGCGUCCCUUCUUGUGGGGUGGCCGCCCCAUGCCCACUGGCUGACACCACCAACGAGCCCUGUGUGCGUCAGUGCCAGGACUCCACGGUGGUGAUCCAGCCCCCGGCCUCAGUGGUCACCUUCCCUGGACCCAUCCUCAGCUCCUUCCCACAGCACAGUGCUGUGGGCUCAGCUGGAGUCCCUGCUGUUGCUGGGGGCUACGGCGGCAGUUAUGGAGGCUAUGGUGGGUUUGGAGGCUACGGUGGCUACGGUGGCUACAGAGGCCUUGGUGGCUACAGAGGCCUUGGUGGCUACUGGGGCUACGGAGGCUAUGGUAGCUGUGGAGGCUACGGAGGCUUUGGUGGCUAUGGAGGCUUUGGGGGCUGUGGAUAUGGAGGCUGGGGCCGAGGUCUCAGGUCCUUCGGUGGUUGGUGUGGCGGCUGGUAAGCCCCACCUGUAAACCACCUCAGAUGACAGAGAGCUCCAGGAAAACCCCUGGCACAUCCCAACAUGAUGAUGCCUAAAAGAAGAACAACUCUUCUGCACUUCUGGCAUUCAGAGCUUUGACACCUCUUGCCUGUUGGAGCCCAACUCUGCCUUCCUCCUCCUCUGCUUGAGCAUCAUUUCCAGAGGCAUUGACCUCUCAGAUCAGAAAGCCCCACCAGGUGCCUGCUCCAGUGGCAGGGCUGAUGCUCUUUGUAGUUCCGGCCACUGCCUGGAGUGGUGUGAUUGCCUUGGCUGGGGGACUACACUUCUCCCAGUUUUUUCCCUGCUUCAGACUUCAAUAAAAACUGUGUUGUAUUGCAAUGUC
This is a messenger RNA of Melopsittacus undulatus (budgerigar), 967 nucleotides long. RefSeq names its product claw keratin-like. The record is from RefSeq and is a predicted model, not a curated record. NCBI's taxonomy places the organism in Eukaryota, Metazoa, Chordata, Aves, Psittaciformes, Psittaculidae. The transcript is spliced from 2 exons. Gene Ontology annotation, molecular function: structural constituent of cytoskeleton. The coding region runs from base 160 to 603 and encodes 147 amino acids. Gene Ontology annotation, cellular component: intermediate filament.